UGUCAGUAUUCACCAGAUAGUUCAGUCGUCGCCGUGACGGGCUGGAAUCUCUCGCUCGCUCGGAGGAGUGACUUGAGCGUUGGAGCUAACCAGCCGUGAGAUAGAGGCUCAGCUCUAGGAGGGUCACUUUUCUGCUUGAGAACGGAGGAAAGUCGGCUGCUGAAUUGAAACAUUUUUCCAUUUCGGACUUAUUUGGGCGAGCCAGCGGUACCGUCAAGAGACUGCAGUCAUUUUCUUGUACUGCAUCGCUCGUGUGAAACAAACUCGACUACUGGAAGUGAAAGGAAGCAUUAAACUUGAGGCAGAAGAGACUGGAAGUGGUCAGAAUAGGAUAUUAGUGACAAGAUAGAGGAACUCAUUUUUCGACAUCGACUAAUUAUCGUUGAAACGGUUCAGAGGAAAUUUGCUUAAAACUGUUAAUGCUGUUUUGGAACGUAACCUAUUAAAAUCUUCGGACUAAGACUGCCAAAGCACACUGUCAGCAUGGGGUUCGUUGCUUUGUAGAGUGUGUGCUUUUAAAGCCAUUUUGGACGUUAUUAGAAAUAUUUUAUUGCGGAAUAUUGCAUUACUUCUUCUGACAAUCUGGUCGACUUCACUCGCUUUGUUGACAGCGAAGAAUGGAUUUAUAGCCUACACGAAAGUGUGCUUGGCCCUGGGAUUGGGUCUCUCUGCCAGGCUCUCCCCGGCUCAGUAGCGGUCCGUAUCGUACAGCACAGGACGCCCCCACCUGCCCCGCCGCCUUCCCCUCUCUUUUCUCCCUUAUGUUCAAUGACGGCUGUCCAGGGGAAGCUGCAGGAUGGAUGGUGCGGAUGUGACCGUCUCGCCGUCUCUCCUUCCGUGCUCGCGAGUUUGUGACUGUGUUCACUUCUUCUCCAUCUACAAGAGAGUGCCCCCCCCACCCCCCCAUCAGGGCCUCCGGACCUCACUGUUGCGCCCGCAGCAGGAACUGUAGCUGUUGAUAGGCUCUCUAGUCAGAGCAGUGCCGGCUCCGCAGGUGGCUCUCCUCACAUGAGCCGCUGUGCGCACACCUGGAGUCUGUCUCCGUGGUUACGGCCCAGCAUCCUGGAGUUGGAGUGGAGCACAGGUGCUGCGUCUUCGCCGCGAGCUUUGCUGAGUUGGGGUUCACGUUUGGGGUUUGGUUGUUCUAAUUUAUUUGUACUGCAUUUCUUUUGCGCUUGAUACACACAAACGGUUCUGCAAGAUGUCGGAAGACGCCAACACCAAAGAGGUGACGUUCCUGGUCCCGCCACCACCCAGGCCGCUGAACGGUACCGGGUCGGACUCCCGGGUGGGCGAGAAGGUGGGGUCGGGCCCGGAGGUGCGGCGGCGGCGCCACACGAUGGAGCGCGACAUGAAGACGGAGCAGCACCGUUUCUUCCGCCGCAGCGUCAUCUGCGACUCGACAGCCGCCUGCGUCGUGGCGCCGCCGCCCGACUGUGAGCCGACGCCCCCGGGGCCCCUCGAGCCCCGCACCACCCCGCAGCUCGUCGAGGAGCAGGUGGAGGACGUGGUCACCACGGCGACGGCCGUCAAGGUGAGCGAGAAGAGGCCCAGUGAGCUGGACGCGCGUCUGGACUCCCAGAGUUCCCCAGGGCAGAAGGACGGCGGCGGCGCGUGUCUGAGCGAUGCGAAGGAAGCGACCGACACGACGGACGAGCCCGCGGCAGCGCUGGUGACCGCAGCGGAACAGGAGAGCGCCGAGAAGCGUAGCGAGGAGGAGGAGCGCGGUGCAGCGAAGGCUCGGGCAGAAGCAGAACAGCGCGAGGCCGCCGAGAAGAAGCAGCAGGACGAUAACGAGGAGGUGGAGACCAAAGCCGUGGGCACUUCGCCUGACGGACGCUUCCUCAAGUUCGACAUCGAGAUCGGCCGGGGCUCCUUCAAGACUGUCUACAAGGGCCUCGACACGGAAACAACCGUAGAGGUGGCCUGGUGUGAACUACAGGACCGUAAGCUGUCCAAGUCGGAGCGGCAGCGCUUCAAGGAGGAGGCGGGCAUGCUGAAGGGUCUCCAGCACCCCAACAUCGUGCGUUUCUACGACUCCUGGGAGUCGCCCUCCAAAGGGCGCAAGUGCAUCGUCCUCGUCACCGAGCUCAUGACCUCCGGCACUCUCAAAACGUACCUGAAGCGCUUCAAGGUGAUGAAGAUCAAAGUGUUGCGUAGCUGGUGUCGUCAGAUCCUGAAGGGACUUCACUUCCUGCACACGCGCCUGCCGCCCAUCAUCCACCGGGACCUGAAGUGUGACAACAUCUUCAUCACGGGCCCCACCGGCUCCGUCAAGAUCGGGGACCUCGGGCUCGCCACGCUCAAGAGGUCCUCCUUCGCCAAGAGCGUCAUCGGUACCCCUGAGUUCAUGGCUCCUGAGAUGUACGAGGAGAAGUACGAUGAGUCGGUGGACGUGUACGCCUUUGGGAUGUGCAUGCUGGAGAUGGCCACUUCAGAGUACCCUUACAGCGAGUGCCAGAACCCCGCCCAGAUCUACCGCAGAGUGACCAGCGGGGUGAAGCCUGGUAGUUUUGAUAAGGUUGCCAUUCCUGAAGUCAAGGAGAUCAUCGAGGGAUGCAUACGACAGAAUAAAGAUGAGAGGUACUCCAUCCACAUCCUGCUGAACCAUGCCUUCUUCCAGGAGGAGACUGGUGUGAGGGUGGAGCUGGCCGAGGAGGACGAUGGGGAGAUGAUCGCCAUCAAGCUGUGGCUGCGCAUUGAAGACGUCCGCAAGCUCAAGGGCAAGUACAAGGACAACGAGGCCAUCGAGUUCUCCUUCGACCUCAACAAGGACGUGCCUGAAGAUGUUGCCCAAGAAAUGGUGGACUCUGGCUAUGUGUGUGAUGGCGACCACAAAACGAUGGCGAAGGCCAUCAAGGACCGCGUGUCUCUGAUCUUGCGCAAGAGAGAGCAGCGCAAGCAGGUGCGGGAGGCCCAGCUGGAGGCCCAGCGGAACCAGAACCAGAACCAGCCGGCAGCAACAGCAGCAGCAGCAGCAGGGCAGCAGGGUCCGGCAGAACCGGAAGAGUCGGAACACGAGUUGCAGCUGCAGCAACAACAACAGCAGCAGCUGCAGUACCAGCAACCCAACAUCUCCAUGACCUUGGAGGGUGCUGCAGACAGCGGUCAGGGUUCGUCCAUCUUCUCUGAGGUGCACCUGGGUCAGGCCAUGUCCUACAGCGCUGUUCCUGCCCCCCAGCAGGGAUCUGGCCAACCACAGGGCUCGUUCCCGCCCUCCUCUGCCCCGCACAGCCAAUCGCUGCUGGCCCAGCAGCACACAGCCUACGCGCAGCAGCCAAUGCCGCAGUCUGUGAGUCACGCGUUGGCCGGCGUUGGAGCGUCAGCCGCGUCCGCACCUCCUCUCGUCUCCAUGGAGACCCCGCACCUCUUUUACCCGCCCGGCGUCCACCCGGAGCGUCCGGUCUCCUUCUCCCCGCCCCCGUGCCACCCCCCCCCCCCCAAGGGGCUGUCGCAGCGCCGCAAGAGCACGUCCAUCCUGGAGGCGCACACACGGCACUUCCAGCCCGUCUACCGCGCCUACGGCAGCAGCCUGCACCCCGAGGGCCUGGACGCUGCGCUCUACCGGCCGCUGCACCCCAAGGGCCUGGACGCUGCGCUCUACCGGCCGCUGCACCCCGAGGGCCUGGACGCUGCGCUCUACCGGCCGCUGCACCCCGAGGGCCUGGACGCUGCGCUCUACCGGCCGCUGCAGCAGGAGGACACGGUGCGGAGGCUCAGCCUCAACCAGGCGGCCCUGCUGGACCACUUCGAGGCGCUAGCGUACGGCGGCUACCCCGCACUCGCGGCGGCCGCGCACCCGCUCAGCCAGCUCAGCUUCCACCAGCAGAUGCAGGCGGUAGCCGCCGCCGGACUGGGCUACGAGCAGCCGCCCCCGUACCUGCACCCGCACCCCCUGCAGGCCCACCUGCGCAUGACGCACAGCCCCGCACCCCCGCAGCCACACGCCAGCCACCAGGGGGCGCAACAGCUCCAUCAGCAGCAGCAGCAGCAACAACAACAGCAACAACUCCAUCAGCAGCAGCAACAACAACAACAGCAGGCGCCCUCCUCGGCUCCUCCCACGGCCACGCCCACACAGGAAGCCACCUAUCAGCCGCACUCGUUCUCCCACUCCGCUCCGCCUCUGCUGACGGUGGCUGGCCCCAUGGAGACGACCCCUGGCCCCUCCCCCGGGGGUGUGUUUGACUUCCACACGCUGCACGGUCUGGCGAGUGACACCGCGGGGUCGGCGACGGCUCUGCUGGCGUCCCGUCUGUACCGGCCGCGGCGCGGCUCCAUGGAGCUGAGUCUGGACGAGGCGGCCGGCGCGUGUGGAGGCGGGGCCAGCGGCGGGCGUCUGCAGCCCGUCACCGAGGAGCUGUUCUGCUACGUGAGCCCCGAGAUGCCGCUGCCGCCCGGCAACCUGCUGCUGCACGGCCUGAAGGAGCGCAGCCCCGAGCCUGACCUCGACCCGCUCAGCGAUUCCCUGGCCUCACCGGACGCCACCGGCGACUUCCUGUCCCCGCCGGCGCCUCACCCACACUGGCCCUCGCUUGACGCCUCGGCCGCCCAGGCCAUCCCGUACGCCUCCUACGAGGCCGCCGCCAUCGCCGCCCCUCUGGACGGACACCCCCCCAGCCAGCCGGCCUUCCUGCUGCUGUCAGACACUCCGGGAGGGCACCCCCCGCUUGGCAGCCUGCUCCACUGCGGCUGGGCUCACCAGCAGCCCCCACACGGCUCCUCCCUGGCUCCUGUAUCUUCUUCUGCUCUCUCGGUGAACUCCAACUCCCAGCAUCCUCCAGCAGCAGCAGCAGCAGUGAUGUCCCCACAGCAGCAGCAAUACGGAGGUUUCUACAUCCAAGCCAUCCCCUCGCAGGUACCCACCACUCAACCUGCCGUCUCUGUGGCAGUUCAACAGCAGCAGGCCAGCACUGCUGCCCAGAGCAACACACACGCUCCUGCAGUUCUGUCUUCUCAGACCUGCACCAGUGCCCAUCCUCCGCCCACAAUGGCACACAUCGCCAGGACGACCGUACCCAUGACGACGUCUGCGGCUAUUGCCCCUCCGGCUCUUAAGGUUUCCAUGGCUACAGUGUUGCCUCAGCAGCAGCAGGCAGGGGCUCCGAUGCCGACCCCAAUAUCCGUUCCAGUCGUGACCCCAAUAUCCGCUCCAGUUGUGACCCCGAAACCAGUUCCAGUUGUGACUCCGAAACCACUACUGAAGUCGACCUCAAUACCGGUUCCGAUGCCUACUCCAAUACCGGUUCCGGUGACUGCUGCGUUGGCCCCCAACCUGGUGGUGGCGCCCCCUGUGUGUGUGGGUGUAGCAGUGCCUCUGACCGCAGCAGCAGCAGUGCCUUCUGGGAGUGCAGGUCCCGUCAUGGCCGCCCUCGCCACUCCUCAGGUCACUCCCCCUGUGCCCGUCGCCCCCGGCGAGCCGCCCGCCCCGGAGAGAGACGCCCCUGCCCAGGCUACCCAGAAUGCAUCGCAGCCAACGUCAGCAGAGCAAGCGCAACUCCAACCACUGCCAGUGACCUCCUCCAUAGAGAGUGGUCACUCUGAUGUGGCAUCGGGCCUUAGUGAUGGUAACGAGGGUGCCAUGGCAACAGGCGGUCGUCAUGAGGGUCGCUCAACGAAGCGGGACAAGAGGAGGUCCGUCAGAAGUCGGUCACGUCACGACAAGCUGGGCAAGGCCAAACUCAACGUCCUCAACAUUUCCAACAUGGGGGAUCGUGUUGCUGAAUGCCAGCUGGAGACUCACAACAGGAAGAUGGUGACCUUCAAGUUUGACCUUGAUGGAGACAACCCGGAGGAGAUCGCCCAGAUCAUGGUGGAGAGUGAGUUCAUUCUGGAGAGUGAGAGGGAGUCGUUCAUUGAGCAGGUGCGUGAGGUCAUCGAGAUGGCUGACGAGAGAGGACUGGAGAGAGAGGGCGGCCAGCCUCCUGACCAUGAACAGCAAGCACCUGAUGCAACUACACCCCCGACAGGUGUGUUGGCCAGUCUGGGGACUCAGGUGGUCCACUCAACUGGCCGCAGGUUCAUCGUGAGCCCCGUACCGGAGUCUCGUCUCCGAGAACAGUUCUUCAGCCCCACCAGCCCCCCCCUCGCCGAGGACCAGCCUACUGCAGCUCCUGCUGCUGCUGCUCUAGGGUCGGGUCUGUCCCAGUCUGCGUCUGCCGUGAGUCUGCAGCGGGCCUUCGCUGAGAUGCGUCAGGGGCAACAACAGUACGACCCCGGCCCCAGCACCGCCCCCCCCACCCUGCCUGGGGCAACUGGGGCAACAGAACCUCCUGUGUUCCCUCCCCCCUCCACCUCCCCCUCCCUCCCCUCCAUCUCCAUCUCUCCCUCCAUCCCCUCCUCCUCCUCCUCUCCGCCCUCUGCUCAAGCUGCCCCUCAGCUGCCCCUUGCCACCCAGCCUGCCAUGUCCACUGCCCCUUCUGCUCCUGCGCCAGCUUCUGUUGCCCUCCUGCCCCCCAGCACAGCCAGCCUGCCCGCCGCCCCUCCGCCCACUGCCCCUGUUGCCCCUGUUGCCCCUGUUGCCCCCGUCUCCAUCAGCAGCGUAGCUGCCCUCUCCGAUGUUGCCCCUGGCGCUGUGGUGCUGGCGGAGCUGCCCCUCUCUGCCCCUGCGGCGGCGGCGCCCACCACUGCCCUCCAGACGCCCCAGCUGAGCCCGCCCACCUCCACACUCUCAGCCACCCCGGCCCAGACGCAGGUGCCGUCUCUGCAGCCGGUGACCAGCAGCGUUCCGCUGGUGCAGCCCACUCCGGUCCACACACACCCGCAGCCGCACACACACACACACACACACACACUGCCCCAUUGUGGCGAGUGUGAGGCGGCCCUGGAGGCGCAGACCAAGGCCCCGGGCAUCGAGGACAUCCACGCCCUCGACCAGAAGCUGCGCUCGCUCUUCAUGGACCUUACCUCUGGCCCCACCCCCUCCGAUGGCUCUGACCCCGCCCCCACGCCAGGCACCUCCUCCCCCACCGGCUCCAUCGCCGCGGCGACCGCCUCCCCGCAACCCCCCUCCACCCUCCCGCUGGCACCGCAGGGGCAACAAACGGGCCCCACUCUCCCCACGCCAGGCCCCGCCCCCACCUCCGCCACCUACAGCCAGGGCACGCCCGCCAAAACACCCCUAUCCAGAGUACCGGGUGUACCCAUGGGUAUGGACCAGGCUGUUACUCCUCCUGCUGAGUACCUGCCCCCCUUCCCAGGACCCUGCCAAGUUCAGUCCCAGCAGCCUCUUGAGGACCUUGAUGCCCAGCUGAGACGAGCCCUUAGCCCAGAGACGGUUCCCAUCAGCAACGCUCCUUCCCAGGCUGCAACUGGGAUGCCGGCUGGAGGACAGCCAGUGCCGUUCUCUAUGGAGGGGGAGGCUCCACCAGCUCCGGCUCCAGCAGCCUUCACACUGGGCAGAUUCCAGGUGUCCGUGGCAACAGAGGAGGGUUUGUCCCAGCUUCCCACCAGCUCAGCAGGCUCCUCCUCCACGACGUCAUCUUCCUCUUCCUCCUCCUCCUCCUCCUCCUCCUCGCUGUCCAGCCCUGAGCACACGCUGCACAAGUCGUCCUCGCUGCGGCCGGUGCCGAGCCUGGACACGGUGGAUGGCCCGUCCCCUCACACACACGCGCACACACACACACACACACACACCCCGGCCCCCGCACCGCCCCCGACCACCACUAUCGGCCGCUUCCAGGUGACCUCCACCGGCGACACGCGGGUCGGACGCUUCUGCGUCAGCCGCAGCCAAGACGAGGUCGUCACCCCGGCAACCGCCUCGCCCCACGCUCAGGAGCCGCCCUUGUCGCUAGGCAACGGGCCGCCCGCACACAGCCCUGAGGGGAGGAGCCUAAACAACUCCUUAAAGAACUCGUACCUGAGCAGCGACAACGACUCUGAGAUGGAGGACGAGGACUUCAAGAGCGAGAUCAGCCGCCUGAGAGACAAGCACAUGAAGGAGAUCCAGGCUCUACACGUGCGUCAGAAAGAGGAGAUCGACUCGCUGUUCUCCCGUCUGGGGAAGGUGCCCCCCCCCACCAUCAACCCCCCCCUCGUGGUCCCCCCAGGUCGCAGGAGACGCCCCACCAAGACCAAGAGCAGCAAGUCCAGCAGGAGCAGCCAACAGUCAGUGGGCAGUACCCUGUCUGCCCAGAGUGCCCCAGCGGUGUUCCCGUCUCAGCCGGAGCUUGUUGCCCCCUCUGGGGUAACUGACAUGGGCAUCUGCCCCCUCAUGCAGCCCCUGCAGCCCUCCACCUCCAGCGAUGCACUCUGCUCCGCCUACACCAGCGACGCCGCACUGAGCGUGCCCAGUCUGUGUGCACCCACGCCAGGCUGUGUAAAGUUCAGCUGUGGGACGGAGAGGGUGACCUUCAAGCCGGUUGGCAGGAGGACGCGUUUUCUGAGUACGCCGUGCUUGGCUCUUUGGAAGAUGGUGAAAAAAGUGUGCCCCUGCAACCAGCUCUGUAGGACGAGCAGUACAACCGGCGUGAGUGGGCCGGCCCAGGGCCCGCAGUGCCCCGCGCCGCCAGCAGGGGCAAGCUCGAGCAGCCAGAGCCGCAAGGGCACCUUCACGGACGACCUGCACAAGCUGGUGGACAACUGGGCCCGCGACGCCAUGAGCCUCUCCCAGGGCAAGAGGAGCGCCAAGGGCCAAGGAGCGCCCGCCUCGCAAGGACACAGCUACGAGGUGGUCCCUCCGGCCAGCAUGGGCCGUAAGUUCUCUGCUCCGGGCCAGCUGUGCCCCAGCAUGGCGUCUUCCCUGGGGGGCCACGGUGCCGGCGCCCCCCCCUCCACUACCUCUCUGGGCCGCAAAGGUUCCCUGUGCCCAGCCGUGCCACCCUACGGGGGGGGGUACCCCACCCACCCCAGCGCACCUUACUCGGGCCCCUGGCCCCCCCCCGCCGCCCCCCUCAUGACCUCCGCACCCCCCCCGAUGACCCCGUACGUGACCCCCCCUCCAGCCAACGCGGCCGCCGCAGGGCUGCAGGCCUUCCACAUGGUGGCGCCACUGCAGAAGGCUGUGUCCAACCCCGCCGGACCCAACCUGAGGACCACAUAGAGUUGACCACAUGGGGGCGCCAGAGGACCGCACAGGACGGCCGUCAGUGGGGGGGGGGGCUGCAGGGAUGUCCAGUUUAUGUUUUCGGUUCUGAAGAUGGAUCUGAGACUGUGAAGAGUGUGUGUGUGUGUGUAAGUGAAUGGCAG
Messenger RNA from Alosa sapidissima (American shad), 9189 nucleotides. RefSeq names its product serine/threonine-protein kinase WNK1-like. Gene Ontology annotation, molecular function: ATP binding; chloride channel inhibitor activity; potassium channel inhibitor activity. Gene Ontology annotation, biological process: negative regulation of sodium ion transport; protein phosphorylation; intracellular signal transduction. Lineage: Eukaryota; Metazoa; Chordata; Actinopteri; Clupeiformes; Clupeidae. Gene Ontology annotation, cellular component: cytosol; cytoplasm. The record is from RefSeq and is a predicted model, not a curated record.